UGCAAACCAUCAUCAUGGCGACGAGCAUCUUCGGUGAAUUAGAGGUCCCCGCACCGAUCGAAGUAUUUGCACUUACAGCGGCAUGUAAUGAGGAUACACACCCCCAUAAAGUAAACCUUGGUGUGGGAGCUUAUCGCACAGAAGAAGGCAAACCAUGGGUUCUUCCAGUAGUUCACAGUGCAGAGAAUGCAAUGGCCAAUGACCCAACCCUGAACCAUGAAUACCUGCCAGUGAAGGGGUCACCAGAGUACUGUAAGAGCGUGGUUCAGUUGCUCCUGGGAUCAGAUAGUAAAGCGAUAUCAGAUGGCAGAGCUGGAGCUAUCCAGGCUUUAGGAGGCACUGGGGCACUAAGGCUUGGGGCAGACUUUUUACACACUCUACUAAAAUAUAAUGUCUUCUAUACAUCUAGUCCCACUUGGGGGAAUCACCUUGGAGUCUUCAAACAUGCAGGGUUUACAGAUUCCAGGCAGUACAAGUAUUGGGAUAAUGAGAAGAGAUGUUUAGACUUUGAAGGCCUCAAAGCAGACCUUAUGGCAGCGCCAGAGAAUGCUGUUAUUGUUCUCCACGGAGUUGCUCACAACCCCACAGGAAUGGAUCCCACACAGGACCAGUGGAAAGAAAUAGCAGCCAUUAUAAAGGAGCGCAAACUCUUUCCCUUCAUAGAUCUUGCCUAUCAGGGGUUUGCCACGGGAUCAUUAGAAGCUGAUUCAUGGGUGCCACGUUACUUUGAAAAAGAGGGCUUUGAGUUCUUCUGUGCUCAGUCUUUCUCCAAAAACUUUGGAUUGUACAAUGAACGUGUGGGUGCCCUGACAAUUGUAUCUGCUAAUGCUGCUGCUCUACAAAAGAUUUUAGCCAACCUGGAGAUUUUGGUGAGACGGACCUGGUCCAACCCUCCCAGUCAUGGGGCACGAGUGGUAGCUACCAUCUUGAACAACCCAAGUCUUUUUAAUGAAUGGAACCAGCACAUUCAGACAAUGGCUAAUCGGGUUCUACUGAUGAGAGAUCUAUUGUUCAAGAAGCUGAAAGCUCUUGGCACCCCAGGGAAAUGGGAUCAUAUCACCAAGCAAACUGGAAUGUUCAGUUAUACAGGGCUGUCUCCUAACCAGGUAAAUUACCUCGUCAAGGAGUACCACAUUUAUCUGCUGAAGUCUGGGCGUAUCAACAUGUGUGGGAUUACCACAAAGAAUGUGGACUAUGUUGCCACAGCCAUCCAUGAGGCAGUCACCAAGAUUGGAGAUGAUCCAAAAUUGUGAUUUUUAUUUCACAGUGCCUUGAGUAAAUAACUUAGCAUCAAGUUAAUAUUGGAUAAAAAUCUAACUGGACUGUUAAAGUUACUCAAUGUAUUUAAAGACAGAUAUAAAAAUCACUGAGUGGGGUCAUUUGAUUGAAAUGUUAAAUAUAUUCUACGUUUUAGUCAUUUGAUCAUUUGAGGGUUUUUUUUUUUUUUUUUUUUUUUUUUUUUUUUUUUUUUUUUUUUUAGGAAAUUAUUUCACCAAAUGUAAAGGUAACAUAGAUAUACAUUUAAAAGAAACUGGUCAAUCAUGAAGUAAAUAUAGUGAAUGAACAAUGGGUUGUGGUGGUCCUUAACUUUGAACUUUUUCAUUGCAAAUAUUUAGCAAUUGUUAUUUAACCUCAUUCUAUGCAGAACUUGCUUUAUGCCACUCACCUCAGGCAAGAUGAUUUAAGUCUGAUAAAUGUCAACGUUUAUUUCAUGUUGUUUUCUUAAAUGCACCUAUUUUCUUUUGAGAUUGUCUACAUAAGUGUCCAAAAGAACAUUGACCCUUUUAAGUAAUGUAAUUACAAUGUCUGCUCAAAAAUUGCUUUUUUAUGGGAAGUGAGAAUGCAAGGAAUGUAUUUAAUCAUUCAGAUAGCUGAGCACAAGCUAAGGAAAAAGUGGCUCUCAAAAAUGUAGACUAAUUAUAAGAGAUGAUUGGGUUCAGUACCCACAAGAAUAAAGAAGAUAAGCACUAAGAAAUAAUUGAGCAAAUCCGAAUAAUUUAUUAGAAAAUAUGUGCCAAAACCCUUUGUAGUUUUAAUUUGGCCUCACAGUGGUGUCUAAGUCUUCUGUACAACAGAAUGAAAUUUAAAAUUCACAGAUCAACUUGUCCAUUACCCCAAUUUACAGCUUAUUGAUUGACAAUUCAAUAAAUGUAUGGCUGGAACAAUUAUUUGUAAAACGUUUUAAUGUUUAAGCAACAUCUUUAUUUUUAAAGGAGACAGUGGGGCCAGUAUUGUUAGAACAAGGCUGAAGUUAACUAUUCAAAACUUUCACUAUAAUUUGUAGAUUGGAUCUGUAAUGUCAGCUGAAUGUCACAAAUAAUAUUGACAAAAAAGUAACUGUGAAGAAAUAGUGUCCAUCUCUGGUUUGCCAUUAUUAAAUUGUUACAACUGUCCAAGUUGUUUUAAAUUUUAUUUCUUAACAUUUAUUUCAGUGGUCUAUGUGACCAGUGUGAGAUCCUGUAUGAAUUGUUUUCCAUAUUCAGUAUAUUUGCACUUUAUGAAAUGCCAAGAAGCACAAAUGAAAACUAUUGCAACCAAUUUAAAUUAUUUAUUUACAAUUUAUUCAUUAAAGAGUUGUUAUGGCCAAUCCGAUUGAUGUUACAAUGAAUUGUUCCUUAAACUAGAUGGCGACAUUAAUAUGCUGAUUUAUCAAAUUUGACCUUUUACGGGUCACAUGGUUAUGCAGAUAUUCUGUAGUAGUAUUUGUAUUGUGCUGGUAAACGUUGGAAUUAAUACGUGUAUAAAUAGUAGAAUCUGUGAUAUUGUUGAUUUUAACACAAUUUGAUCAGAUAGUAUUUGGUUUCCUUUUACUCCCAAACUAAGCCCUGGUAAGACAGGUGUAGCCAGUUAUUUCUAGCGGUCUCACUGUUCUUGUAUUACUGCUAACACUUUCUGCGUAUUUGUUUCUUGCACUGGUUGUUAUUAAACGUGGACCAUCAAGGAUUGUUUCCGUUGCAUGUACUUUUAAACUUUCGGUACUUAUCAUUGUUUGUGUUUUCAUUGUAUGUGAUUGUUUGAUUUACAGGAAUGAAACUUGUUUGGGUCUUUA
Molecule: messenger RNA, 3049 nt
Organism: Lingula anatina
Lineage: Eukaryota; Metazoa; Brachiopoda; Lingulata; Lingulida; Lingulidae
Product: aspartate aminotransferase, cytoplasmic
Biological process (GO): L-aspartate biosynthetic process
Cellular component (GO): cytosol
Molecular function (GO): pyridoxal phosphate binding; L-aspartate:2-oxoglutarate transaminase activity
Source: RefSeq, a predicted model, not a curated record